CUUCCUGUCCCAGGAUGCCCUGCGGCGAAUCAUGGACCACAAUGACAAUGAUUUGCAAGGCACCAAUAGUUCCGGAUCCUUGGGUGGUCUUGACGUUCGCCGACGCAUUCCUAUAAAGCUCAUCUCCAAACAGGUCCCCAAAGCGAAGCCGACACCCCCUCGCCCUGCAAGGAACAUGAACAGGGGUCCAUCAAAGGCUGGUGAAGAAGAAGAAUUUGAUUACAACGAAGAACAACAGUAUGACUGCAAAGGUGGUGACGUGUUUGGUAAUCAAAGAAGGUUCCCUGGACAGCUCUUCUGGGACUUCAAGAUAAAUUUACUUGGAGAAAAGGAUGACACCCCUGUCCAUUUCUGUGACAAGUGCGGGCUGCCCAUCAAAAUGUACGGUCGCAUGAUACCUUGCAAGCACGUCUUCUGCUAUGACUGCGCUCUCUUGCAUGAGAAGAAAGGUGACAAGAUGUGUCCAGGCUGUAACGAGUCCGUACAGCGAAUUGAGCAGUGUGUCCGAGGCUCCCUCUUCAUGUGUAGCAUUGUCCAAGGGUGCAAGAGAACAUACCUGUCCCAGAGAGACUUGCAGGCUCACAUCAACCACCGCCAUAUGCGAGCAGGCAAACCCGUCUCGCGUCCUCAGAUGGAGCCUGUCCACCCUCCUGUUGCGCCGCCUCCUGCUGAGAUCCCCGAGCGGUUCAUAAUGCCUUCGGAGAAGCAUCACCUGAGCCACCUUCCACCCAAGCAGCACAUCAUGAUGCCGCCGCCGCCGCCGCUGCAGCACGUGCCCCACGAGCAUUAUAACCAGCCGCACGAAGACCUCCGGGCAUCCCCGGCAGAGAUGUCCAUGGCUCCUCCUCCCCCUCGUUCGGUUAGUCAAGACACCUUCCGCAUUUCGACGAGGAAACACAGCAAUCUCAUCACUGUUCCCAUUCAGGAUGAUUCAAACUCUGGUACUCGAGAACCACCGCCACCUGCCCCAGCACCUGCCCACCAUCAUCCUGAAUACCAGGGGCAGCCUGUCGUGUCCCACCCUCAUCAUAUUAUGCCGCCACAGCAACAUUAUGCACCGCCUCCUCCCCCACCCCCGCCAAUAAGCCAUCCAAUGCAGCAUCCCCCCCAGGCUGCAGGUACUCCUCAUCUGGUUUAUAGCCAGGCUCCUCCACCUCCAAUGACCUCUGCCCCUCCACCAAUAACUCCUCCCCCUGGACAUAUUAUUGCCCAACUGCCACCAUAUAUGAACCAUCCUCCACCUGGGCCGCCACCACCUCAGCAUGGUGGUCCACCCGUCAAUGUCAACGCACCCCCUCCCCAUCAUUAUAACCCUAAUGCUUUGCCACAGUUCAGUGAAGAUCAAGGAACUCUCAGCCCACCUUUCACCCAGCCAGGGGGGAUGAGUCCAGGCAUCUGGCCGGCUCCGAGAGGGCCGCCACCACCGCCAAGAAUGCAAGGCCCGCCUUCUCAGGCUCCACUUCCUGGACCACACCACCCUGAUCAGGCCAGGUACAGGCCGUACUAUCAAUGAUAUUAAGAGCAACUUGAACUAAUGUAUAAUAUAGGAAGAAUAAUAUUCUAAACAGCGACUUUUAAAUGAAUCUGACUGUUUGGGGAGUUCUUAUUUCAUUCCCCCCCUUCAUUUAUUUGAAACAAUAUAAAACUUGUGACUGUAAAACUAUCUGGGGAUUUGAAUCUUAAGGUAAAAAUUUUAAAACCUUUGUCCGUAGGACUUUGAUGCCUGCUAUACUGUAGUGCUAAGAUAAAGUGGCUCUGUAGUUAACAACUACAUUUUAACAGACAUUUUGCCAUAGUCUGGUUGACUUUCCCCAGAGAUGAACGUUUGUGAUAUUUCUCAAACAAACAACCAUUUAUUGUACCACUCUUAAAGUCUUCUUGUUAAAUCUGAUGUUUAGUUUCAUUUGUGAUACUUUUUUUCUUUUUUUGUCAACCUGUGUAUAAUUAAA
Molecule: messenger RNA, 1949 nt
Organism: Eublepharis macularius
Lineage: Eukaryota; Metazoa; Chordata; Lepidosauria; Squamata; Eublepharidae
Gene: CBLL1
Product: Cbl proto-oncogene like 1
Exons: 6
Coding region: 32-1513 (493 amino acids)
Biological process (GO): protein ubiquitination; regulation of cell adhesion
Molecular function (GO): ubiquitin protein ligase activity
Source: RefSeq, a predicted model, not a curated record